Didymodactylos carnosus is the source of this 753-nucleotide messenger RNA. The record is from the annotation of a GenBank genome assembly. NCBI's taxonomy places the organism in Eukaryota, Metazoa, Rotifera, Eurotatoria, Philodinida, Philodinidae.
AUGCUUCCACCAUCGACACAAGUGACACGUUAUGAUUCACAUAUGUUACCGACAACCGGCGUAUCAGGAAAGUUUUCAUGUUCACUAUGUGAACAAUUUAUCCAAGAGAGAUAUUUAUUAUAUACAAAUGAUCGAUCAAAUAAUGGACGAUAUUGGCAUGUAAAUUGUUUAAGAUGUCAACUUUGUGGAUUUUUGUUAUCGGAUUUAGGAAAUACAUUUUUUACAAAAGAAAAUACCAUAUUGUGUAAAGACGAUUAUAUGAGGAUAUACGGUAGUAAACCUUGUCAAACGUGUGGUCAGAUAAUUCAACCACAAGAACGAGUAAUGCGCGCACCGCCCAACUAUUAUUAUCAUAUAGAGUGUUUCUGUUGUCAUAAAUGUCGAACGCGUCUAGUGACUGGCGAUCGAUACGCAUUCGUACAUGGACAUUUAUUUUGUGAAAAAGAUCAUCCGCUCAAACCACCGUCGACAAUGAAUGAACGCUCAACAACUACUAAACGUGGAGGCGGAGCAAAACGUGGUAGUAAAUCGACGCGAGGUCAACAUCAUACACAUCAUACACACGCACAGCAACAACAACAACAACAACAACAACAGCAGCAGCAACAGCAAUUGCCACUGCCCACACCACCGCAACAUCAUCAUCCACACCACCAUCCACAUAUGCAUCAGGCAUCGAACAUCUCAUUGAUGAAUUCAUCGACUCACUCAAUUUUAAGUGUAAGUAAUUUGAAUGGUGGUGAUAAUUAUUGA